This is a messenger RNA of Moneuplotes crassus, 1118 nucleotides long. The record is from the annotation of a GenBank genome assembly. Lineage: Eukaryota; Ciliophora; Spirotrichea; Euplotida; Euplotidae.
GAUAAUAAAUGAGAGGAGCAGAGAUUAAAAGAAAGAGUGCUACCCCUGCAUUGCAUCUGAGAAGUUAUUCUAGUAAGCUUAAAAAGUCCAUCAAACUUUGGGAAUACGACUACGGGUUUGAUUUGCAAGGAAAUACUGUCAAUUUUGGGCAACCGUCUUGUGUCCAUCAGAUGCCUACUGAAACCUCGAAGGAGAUGAUUUCUCAGAAAUUUGAUGUGCUAAAGGGCUCUACACGGUCUGUAUCUAGAGUUCUGCUUAAUAGAAGUAUUUCACCUGAGCUAAAACAGAGGGAGAUGACAAGGACGAUAAGGAUCAGGAAGACUGCCAAAAGCUCCCAAAAUAUGGGAAAAGUUAAGCUUCAUAAAAUACCAGCCAGCAUGACAAAGACUUCUUAUAACAGGAGCUUUAAUAAAUCUCAGAACAGAGUGUCUUAUUAUGACACCAGAGUUGGGAGCAUCUAUUUCGGUAAUACAGUCAAAGAUAAGCAGCUUAUGGAUUUUAAUGAGUUAAUUCAAGCUCAACAAGAUGACAAAGGGAAAAAGACCAUAAAAGUUGAGGAGAGUGUAAAGAACAACAUUGUCCCAAACCAAUACCGUACAGAGUUGGAGGAGAAGCCUACGAGUAAGACCAGAACGAGGGCGAUAGCUCCAGUUAAGAUUACAAACCCAUACUACCACAUUUUGAUGAACAAAAAGGAAAAAGAGAAGAGAAAGAGCAAAUCAGUAAUUCAGAAGAGAAAAAAUUGGAACACUUCCUCUAGAAAAGAGAAUGACAAUGGUGACUCUCCCCUCGAUUUGGGGAAAAAGGACUUUGGUCAGGAAUACAGAGCUGUCUUAGACAAACUCCUGGAGCCAAAGCUACCUAAUGAUAAGGAGCUCCAAUGAGACCCUUCUUACGAGUACGCCCAGAAGGCCAUGAAGCUCAGGAGAGUCAAGAAAAUUGACCUGAUCAAGAACAAGGGUUUUUUGACACUUAUCAGAAGGAAUACCGAGCUGUCAGACAUCCGUACUAUGCUGGCUAUUCUCAAUAAAAAGGGGAGAACUAAGUUCUCCAUGCUCGAAGUGGAUCGAAACCUCGGGAUCAAGUAGAAAAUUCAAUCUUGAAGUAAACUUGUGGGG